Messenger RNA from Acytostelium subglobosum LB1, 1431 nucleotides. RefSeq lists its product as hypothetical. Lineage: Eukaryota; Evosea; Eumycetozoa; Acytosteliales; Acytosteliaceae. The transcript is spliced from 2 exons. The coding region runs from base 1 to 1431 and encodes 476 amino acids. The record is from RefSeq and is a predicted model, not a curated record.
AUGCGCUUGGACGAACUUGACGUCUUGAGCUCCAAUAAGUUGCAUCAUUGGCCAACCAAGAACAAUGGAUUGAACUGCGGCCCAGCUACUCUGUACACAAUCGAGUUGCUCUUAUGUAUCAUCCAACAACAUUGGUCUACAUUCAACACUCAUAAUCAACCUAUCCUACAAAUCUUUCAACACAUGGACGAUCAUCCUGGAUACACGCCUGCUAAUGAGGACUUCACUACUGAGGAUUCAAUCAGUCUCAACUGUGCGAACAGGAUGCAGUGGCUAAUGGGUCUACUGCGUACAUACACAGCUAGGAAUGCGAGCUCUAUAGAUCAACAGGACUGCAACCACAACCAGAUUAUGUUCAUUGAAGGCGCAUACAGAAAGAGGAUGCUAAUGUUCAUGUUCAACGUCUUAGUGGAACUGCCACCACUGUACCGACGCGCAUGUAACCGCAUGCGUCCAAUCAACCCUUCGAACCCACCCGCUGAUGUGAUCUUGGUCGACUCUCACUCAGAUUCACAUUUCUAUUUCUGCGGUAAUCAACAACCUCCAUCCAGUACACAAGUGUCGCAGGUAAAUAGAAAGAUAUCGCCACCAAAAUUGGUAGAGGAUUUUGUUGAUGUGGAUUUGGAUGGGGAGAGUGCCACAACACCGGACACGAAGGAAUUCUUACAUACUCAUGAUGCGCCAAUCUGCGACGACCAUAUACCUUCAUCAAUGGCUCAUUCUAUUCUCGCUCAUUCAUCGGCGACUCGUCCCCACAUCACAGAGUCAAUGUCUAUCCAAAUUCCCGUUCCCUCAUCCACAGCUACUGCACACGUCCUCUCGUCCACGACUCCUUCCCCCACUCCCGAUCCAAAAGAGCCAUCCCUCUCAUCCACCAAAGAUAUGCCACCACUAGGAGCACCAACAGCAACACCAGAACCAAAGUUGUCUUAUGGACCAGGGGUAGUGGAAUAUAAUCAAGGACUACCAUUCUAUAUUGAACACCUCCACAUUGACAAUGUUAUCGAUCCGAACUAUGGUCUUGCCAAUCCUCAUUCAUUAGAGGCGAUCUUGUGUGCUAAAACAGGCGGCAAUGACGGUUCUGGUUGGCUUGACCAGGAUGUCAUGGCACACUUUGCACAGAGUUUUCUCCACGACAUAUUCUCACGGUGGGUCAAUACCAAGUCAUACUGUGAAUCUCCUUCGACCUUCCCGGUUCGCAUACACAACCCACAUACGUUGGCAAUGCUCAGAGAUUAUCCAGACUCAGUGGUCAGCUAUGGAAAAGAGGUUGAGAUUCACCUCCUACCCAUCGAACAAGACAGUCAUUGGUCACUUCUCCUGGUGCCGAUGACAUCCCACGUGUCCAGCUGCCCAAGAAUGCUGGAAUCUACAUGGACAUCGAUCUUGACGCAGACAUUGCAUCUCAAAGAGACCACUAUGGCCAGGUAA